AUUUAUUUUUAUUUUCCCCGCCGCUUGUUCGCCCGCUUCCCCACGGGCACUGCGUCGUCCUCCGUCUGGGCGGCAACCGCCGAUCAAUCCAAACUUACGGAGAAAGUCAAAUCCGCCGGAAAAAAUGCCAUGCUUAUCUCCUCGACUCCGCGCAGCAGCUCGCCCCGCAGCCGCAAAAGCUGCUGCGGCCAAAAACAUGUCUUUUCUCCUCCGUCGCCUCUCGAAUUCCUCGGCUUAUUCGACCGCGCGAUGGACUGAUGCCAGCAACCCAAUAAGAUCGAGGAAUUCCACCGCAUCUCGAGCUCUAGAGCAUAGUAUCUACACUAUGCUCACCAUUCACCGUUGGGAGUCCUUAAAUCAUAUGAGUUACAAGUUAACCAAGCUUAGGAAGGUUCAUGGCAAGUUAGCUCUGAAGUUCCUGAAGUGGGUCAUACGGCAGCCUGAAUUUGAUGGACUAACACCAUUCUAUUGUAUUACAAUCCACAUACUAGUUAGGGCACAGAUGUAUACUGCUGCCAAGUCAAUAAUCAAAUACCUUUCCCAUAGUGAUAUUACCAGUCAUUCCCUUAUAAAUUCUCUUCUGCAUAUCCAUCCUCGUUGUAACUCCAAGCCUUCAGUUUUUGAUAUUCUAAUUAAGUACUAUAUUGAGGAAGGGAUGCUCAAGCAUGCUAUGGAAACUUUCCGGCUGAUCAGUUACCAUGGAUAUUCAGCUUCUGUUUAUACAUGCAAUGUUAUGCUUUCAGCUCUUGCAAGAGAGGAAGGUUAUUUUUCUGUCUUAUUGUUUUUCAAGCAUAUGCUCACGGGAAGGAACUGCCCUGAUGUGAGCUCAUUUAAUGUAGUGAUUAAUUCUCUUUGUGUAGCUGGGAAACUUGGAAAGGCUAAUUACAUUUACAAUAAGAUGGAAGAAUUUGGAGUUUCACCAAAUAUAGUUACCUAUAAUACAUUGCUUUAUUGGUUGUGCAAGAAAGGACGAUUCAAGGCUGCUCUUAAUGUAUUGGAUUGCAUGGAACUGAAGGGCAUCAAAGCAGAUGUCUAUACAUAUAAUGUUAUUAUUAACAACUUGUGCAAAGAAAAUAAGAGUGCUAGAGCUUAUUUGCUAUUGAAGCAGAUGAGAAAGAUGAAACUAUCUCCAAGAGAAAGCACGUACAAUACUCUUAUCAGUGGGUUCUGUAAGGAAGGUAAAAUUAGUGCUGCUAAUCAUAUUUUGAAAGAGAUGUUGAAGUUUAAUCUUAAGCCAACUUCCAUUACCUACAAUGCUUUGAUUAAUGGGUAUUGUCGAAUUGGGAAAAUGCAUGAUUCUUUAAGGAUAUUUAAUGAAAUGGAAACUACUGGAGUAACUCCCAAUGAGGUAACCUAUGGUGCUCUUCUCAAUGGAUAUUGCAAGACUUCAGAUCUUGAUGCUGCAUUAAAUCUUGUUGGAAAAAUGAGAUCAAAAGGUAUUGCUAUGAACUGUGUGAUAUACACAAUCUUGAUUGAUGGCCUUUGCAAAGAAGGCAAGGUCAAUGAAGCUCUGCAGUUUCUUAAUAGCAUGGUCAGAGCUGGGGUUUCUCCUGAUGUUGUUACUUAUUCUGCACUAGUUAAUGGUUUGUGCAAAGUAGGCAAGAAAGACCAAAUUAAACAGAUUCAGUCAAAGAUGUACAAAACUGGUGUUCUUCCAAAUCAAAUAUUUUAUGGAACAGUCAUACAUCAUUGUUGUUCCCGUGGAGAUAUUACAGAGGCAAUGAAAUUUUAUGCGGAUAUGUAUCACUUGGGCCAGGAAGCGAACCUAAUCACUUGUAAUUCAUUGAUUUCUGGUUUUUGCAAAAUGGGGAAACUAAGAGAUGCAGAGCUCUUUGUGCAACAUAUGAACAGAAUGAACUUACGUCUUGACUGCACUAGUUUCAAUCUUCUUAUAAAUGGUUACGGAAAUAAGGGUAAUGCUCUAGAAGCAUUGUCUGUUCUCGAUGAAAUGGUUGUCCAGGGCCAUCGACCUACACAUCUUACUUAUACAAAUUUACUUAAAGGGUUGUACAAGGGAGGGAAUUUACUUGAAGCAAAAAAGUUUUUUAUUCAAAUUCUUGAUAUACCCUUUGCUGUUGAUAAUCAUACAUACAACACAUUACUUCUAGCAAUAUGCAAAUUUGGAAACCUCCAUGAUGCUUUGGAUUUAUGCAACAAAAUGAUUAAGAGGAACAUAUUGCCUGAUAGUUAUACAUAUACAAUUCUUCUUAGCGGCUUUUGUCGGAAGGGAAGGAUUGUUCCUGCACUUACUGUAUUUGAAAGCAUGAGGAGUAAAGCAUUUUGUUCUAGCUGUGUUGCUUACACAUGUCUAAUUCAUGCAUUAAUAAAAGAAGGUCAACUAAGAACUGCUUCAUACCUCUUUGAUGAGAUGCUGAAUAUAAAAGGUCUAGACACUGAUAUCAUUGCUUUUAAUACAAUACUUGAUGGUUAUUCAAGAGCACGGUUGAUGCCACAUGUGGAUAAGUUGGUUCGUCUUAUCAAGGAAAGGGGGUUGACUCCAAGCCUUGUGACUUAUAACAUUCUUAUGCGGGGAUAUAGUAAGACAGGACAACUACUACAAGCAUUUAGACUUUACAAAGAAGUGGUACAAAAGGGUUUCAGGCCAGAUAGCUUAACAUACCAUUCACUUAUUUUUGGGCUUUCUGAGUUUGAUAUGGUUGAUCUCGGAGUAAAAGUUUUGGAAAAGAUAAUGUUGAAGGGUGUCACCCCAAAUGAUCUGACUUUUAAUAUGCUCAUUACUAAGUACUGUGAUAAAAGCCAGAUGAAUGAUGCCUUCAAGCUUGUUGGUUGUAUGAAAAAGUUACACAUGUUGCCAAGUGCUGAGACCUAUGAUGCCAUUGUAAGUGGAUUAAACAGAAAAGGUUUUUUCCAUGACUCUUACAUGGUUUUGCAUGAAAUGAUAGAAAAAGGAAUUCGAAUCAAACACACACAUUAUAUUGCACUAAUUAAUGGAAAGUGCAGGACUGGUGAUAUUCAAGGGGCACUUAGACUGAGAGAUGAGAUGGAAGCCUUGAAUCUAGUUCCUAGUGAAGUCACUGGAAGCACUAUCAUAAGGGGUCUUUGUAAGUGUGGAAAACUGGAAGAAGCAAUACUUGUUUUCAAACACAUGCUUCAGACUGGUUCAUUGCCAACCAUUGCAACAUUCACCACACUUAUGCAUAGGUUAUGCAAAGAAAUGAUGCUUGCUGAUGCAUUAUGUUUGAAGGAUGUUAUGGAGAGCUAUGGCAUGAAGCUCGAUAUUAUUUUGUAUAAUGUACUUAUUACAGGAUUGUGCAGCACAGGCCGUCUUUCUGCCGCUUGGAAACUCUAUGAGGAGAUUAAAGAGAAGGGCAUCUGGCCUAAUGUCACAACAUAUAUUGUUCUAAUUGAUGCCUUGUCCAGGGAACAUAAGCUUAUUGAGGGAGACAUACUUUUGAAAGAUUUAGAAAUCAGAGGCCUCAUUUCUUCACAACUGAAUCCCAAAAACGUACCUGAGGGAUUCGUAAAUGCUAUGCGAAGACUAAAUAGUUUAAGGCGAUGUAGAAAAAUGUUAUCUUCAAAGGACACAUGAAACUCCUUACUUCACGGUUCAAUCUUCCUUUAUCAUUUUGAAAGAGCUCUGGUGAUCAUCACAUCAAUGAUAUGCUCCCGACAAGGAUAUUGAACAGAAUUAGGAUUCUGUUAGUCCCUGUGGACUCAUUGGACAGGACACUAUUUCUCAUCAAUAGUCUGUUUUGAUGCACCGUCUGUUUAUUUAAAGUAUGUCCAUCGGAUUAUUGUGCAGUAUCCACUGCAAUUGAAAAUAUGACUUGGAUUGCUUUUCGCUAUGUCAUCCAAACUCAAGCAAGACUAACUGACAUAGGUGUUGAUCUAAGUAUCUGAUCCACCCAAAUCUGGUUAAAGUUUUUUUAUAUGUGACCAAUAGGAGGGUCAAUUUUCAACUCAAAGUGGUAGUGUCAGAAGUGUUGGUGCCUGGCUUGGUUACCUUAAAUAUUUAUUCCAAGCUCGCAGUUGGUUGUAUCUUUUGGUGUGUUUUAAAUGUGUGGAACGUAUGAGGUUUGAGAUUUCAUUCAUCCUGCCUAGAGAAUGCCAUUGAGGGACCUUUGGAACCUCAAUUCAAAGAUAGAUUCAGGUGAUGACAAAUGAAGUCUGGUGAGCAACUCCAGUAGCUGACGCAACGAGUUGCAAUGAUUGUUAAAGAAGGCAACCUUGUUUCUGAAAAAAAAGGUUCCCCGUACCUGUCUGGAAUUUUAUUGAAUGGUUUCAUAGCAUUAUCUGUUUAAUAAGAAUAUAGUGUACACUGGAAGUUUCUACUUGGCGUUCUGGUUUUUGAUGGCUGAAUAACACUUGAGAUGGCUUCCGACCUUCACUAGUAUAUCUAGCACUAUAAACUUUCAUGGAUAAGCUAUUAGUUAAUACUCCCAGGAAAUGUAAAAGAAGGAUCCUAAUCAUUUAGAAAUUUCAACUUAGCAACAUUCCUAUAUAUUGAACCAUGUGGCCGACCAACUACUUGAUGAAACUUCAUUCAAAAAGUCACCGACAGUUCCUCUUUUAAGCUUGAACUUUAUUGCAUUUGAGAAGAGACAAAGCUGCUUUGCCCUAUAAACUUGGGUGUAUUCUUUUGGCAACUAGAAUGUGACUCAUUCGGCCCCUUCUCAUGCCGCAGUUAUGUGAGCACUCUCAGCUAAACACUCCAUGUGCAUCUCAAGAACGGUCGAGCUGGGUCAUGCUAAAAUCUCUCACAUGAUGAAGCUGUUUGUUCGGACCGAAACAUGGCAAUCACAUAGAUGGCAUUAUCAACCAGAUGAAUGUAGAGUUGAACAAUUAAAAGUUUUUCAAGGUGGAUGAUCAAGCUAUGAAGUUGAUGCCACCUUACAGAGCUUCAAUCUGUUGGUCUAGGACACCACCAUGCGUGCGGUGCAGGUUAAAGUAUUCAUCCCUAGGGAUGCUCCGUUGAUUAGAAGACGACAGGCUUGUUAUAAUGGGACAAAGGACAAAUUCUCGUGGGAUACAUGCUUUUGGGAAAAAUAAUCUUUCUCAUCCGUAGCUAACUUACCGAUUGUAUAGAAGCUGAUUUCAUAAUUUAUUUUCUUUCAUAUUAUCAUGAAUUAUA
This is a messenger RNA of Zingiber officinale, 5092 nucleotides long. Its product is annotated as pentatricopeptide repeat-containing protein At5g55840-like. The coding region runs from base 125 to 3550 and encodes 1141 amino acids. NCBI's taxonomy places the organism in Eukaryota, Viridiplantae, Streptophyta, Magnoliopsida, Zingiberales, Zingiberaceae. Gene Ontology annotation, molecular function: protein binding. The transcript is spliced from 6 exons. The record is from RefSeq and is a predicted model, not a curated record.